GUCCCCUUCAGCUGGCCGACUCACUAGGGCGAGCGGGUGGCAGCGCUCGGCAUUGUGGCAGGCGGCUCGGGCCGGCGAGGGCGCCGGAGUCGCGGGCAGCGGCCGGGCGCAGGGAGGCGCGCGCGGGGGCUCGGACGGCGCGGCGUCGGCCGCUGCGAGCGCCGCUGAGCGCUCUCGCCUUCCGUCGCGCAACUUCGAAGCCAGGACGCGGGAGCCCGGGGAGCGCUCAGCCCCGGAGCCUGAGGAGCGCAGAGAGGGGCGCGCCUGAGCCUGGCCGGAGUGCGGGCGCCGGGCACCCAUCGCGCUCCGAGCGCCGGGCAGCCCUCUGCGAAGCGUGGCUGCCUCUGCCCCCACGGAGGGCACGGGCUGGCGCGGCCGGGCACCGGGGAAGACGGCGAGGAGGAGGCGGCGGCGGCGGAGACGGCGACGGCGAGGCUGGGGCCAGGGAGAGAGCCCCGGGGGAGAGGCGCCCGAGCCGGGCCGCGGGAGCAUGUGGGCCCGGAGCGGAGCGCGGGGCGCGCUGCUGCUGGCGCUGCUGCUCUGCUGGGACCUGAGGCUGAGCCGAGCAGAUGGCACCAUACCUUUGCAAAGCUGGAAUUUGGCAUUUGGGAGUACCCAAGACAAUCCGUGAGGGUAGCAGUGUCCACUAUGAUUCCAAGACAUCCUCAUUGCACUGAUCCUGGCAGCGAGGAGCUCCCCGACUCCUUCCCGUCGGCGCCGGCAGAGCCGCUGCCCCACUUCCUGGAGGAGCCGCAGGAUGCCUACAUCGUGAAGAAUAAGCCGGUAGAGCUGCGCUGCCGCGCCUUCCCCGCCACACAGAUCUACUUCAAGUGCAACGGCGAGUGGGUCAGCCAGAACGACCACGUCACGCAGGAGAGCCUGGACAAGGCCACCGGCCUGCAGGUGCGAGAGGUACAGAUCGAGGUGUCACGGCAGCAGGUGGAGGAGCUGUUUGGGCUGGAGGAUUACUGGUGCCAGUGCGUGGCCUGGAGUUCUGCGGGCACCACCAAGAGUCGCCGGGCCUAUGUCCGCAUCGCAUACCUGCGCAAGAACUUCGAUCAGGAGCCUCUGGGCAAGGAAGUGCCCCUGGACCACGAAGUUCUCCUGCAAUGCCGCCCACCAGAGGGGGUGCCUGUGGCUGAGGUGGAAUGGCUCAAGAACGAGGACGUCAUCGACCCCACCCAGGACACUAACUUCCUGCUCACCAUUGACCACAACCUCAUCAUCCGUCAGGCCCGCCUGUCAGAUACGGCCAACUACACCUGUGUGGCCAAGAACAUCGUGGCCAAGCGCCGCAGCACCACCGCCACCAUUAUCGUCUAUGUGAAUGGCGGCUGGUCCAGCUGGGCAGAGUGGUCACCCUGCUCCAACCGCUGUGGCCGUGGCUGGCAGAAGCGCACACGGACCUGCACCAACCCUGCCCCCCUCAAUGGAGGCGCCUUCUGCGAGGGCCAGGGCUUCCAGAAGACUGCCUGCACCACCGUGUGCCCAGUCGACGGCGCGUGGACGGAGUGGAGCAAGUGGUCGGCCUGCAGCACCGAGUGUGCGCACUGGCGCAGCCGCGAGUGCGUGGCACCCCCUCCCCAGCACGGAGGCCGGGACUGCAGCGGGACCCUGCUCGACUCCAAGAACUGCACCGACGGGCUGUGCGUGCAGCAUAAGAAAACUCUAAGUGACCCCAAAAGCCACCUCCUGGAGUCCUCGGGGGAUGUGGCACUGUAUGCAGGCCUUGUGGUGUCCAUCUUCGUGGUGGUGGCCGUCCUCAUGGUGGUGGGCGUGGUGGUGUACCGCCGCAACUGCCGGGACUUCGACACCGACAUCACCGACUCAUCCGCUGCCCUCACUGGCGGCUUCCACCCAGUCAACUUCAAGACCGCAAGGCCCAACAACCCGCAGCUCCUGCACCCGUCUGUGCCUCCGGACCUCACUGCCAGUGCCGGCAGCUACCGUGGGCCCAUGUACACUCUGCAGGACUCAGCUGACAAGAUCCCCAUGACCAACUCACCCCUGCUGGACCCCCUGCCCAGCCUCAAGAUCAAGGUCUACAACUCCAGCACCACCGGUUCAGGGCCAGGCCCAGCAGACGGGUCCGACCUGUUGGGAGUCCUGCCGCCCGGCACAUACCCUGGUGAUUUUGCCCGGGACGCCCACUUGCUGCACCUGCACAGUGCCAGCCUCAGCUCCCAGCAGCAACUGGGCCUGCCCCGUGACCCGGGGAGCAGUGUCAGCGGCACCUUUGGCUGCCUGGGCGGGAGGCUCAGCAUCCCCGGCACAGGGGUCAGCCUGCUGGUGCCCAAUGGAGCCAUUCCCCAGGGAAAGUUCUACGAGAUGUACCUCCUCAUCCACAAGGCAGAAAACACCCUCCCGCUCUCGGAAGGGACGCGGACAGUGUUGAGCCCCUCAGUGACCUGUGGGCCCACGGGCCUCCUGCUGUGCCGCCCGGUCAUCCUCACGGUGCCCCACUGCGCCGAAGUCAGUGCCGGUGACUGGAUCUUCCAGCUCAAGACCCAGGCCCAUCAGGGCCACUGGGAGGAGGUGGUCACCUUGGACGAAGAGACCCUGAACACCCCCUGCUACUGCCAGCUGGAGGCCAGGUCCUGCCACAUCCUGUUGGACCAGCUGGGCACCUACGUGUUCACGGGUGAGUCCUACUCCCGCUCAGCAGUCAAGCGGCUCCAGCUGGCCAUCUUCGCCCCUGCCCUCUGCACCUCCCUGGAGUACAGUCUCAGGGUCUACUGCCUGGAGGACACGCCCGUAGCACUGAAGGAGGUGCUGGAGCUGGAGCGGACCCUGGGUGGCUACCUAGUGGAGGAGCCAAAACCCCUGCUGUUUAAGGACAGUUACCAUAACCUGCGCCUCUCCCUUCAUGACAUCCCCCAUGCCCACUGGAGGAGCAAGCUGUUGGCCAAGUACCAGGAGAUCCCCUUCUACCACAUUUGGAGUGGCAGCCAGAAGGCCCUGCACUGCACCUUCACCCUGGAGAGGCACAGCCUGGCCUCCACAGAGCUCACCUGCAAGAUCUGCGUGCGGCAGGUGGAGGGGGAGGGCCAGAUAUUACAGCUGCACACCACGUUGGCCGAGACACCUGCUGGCUCCCUGGACGCCCUCUGCUCCGCCCCCAGCAGCACGGUCACCACUCAGCUGGGACCCUACGCCUUCAAGAUCCCCCUGUCCAUCCGCCAGAAGAUAUGCAACAGCCUGGACGCCCCCAACGCACGCGGCAACGACUGGAGGCUGUUGGCGCAGAAGCUGUCCAUGGACCGGUACCUGAACUACUUUGCCACCAAAGCAAGCCCCACGGGUGUGAUCCUGGACCUCUGGGAAGCUCUGCAGCAGGACGAUGGGGACCUCAACAGCCUGGCGAGUGCCUUGGAGGAGAUGGGCAAGAGCGAGAUGCUGGUGGCCAUGGCCACCGACGGGGACUGCUGAGCUGCCCUAGACCUGCGGGCUGGCAGGGACCAGCAAGAGAUGGGCACAGGCAGGCCCAGGGCAGCCUCCUGUGGGGCAGUUGGGUCUCCUCGGCCACCAAGCUCAUAGCCAGAAUCGCCCCUCUUCCUCCUCCUCCUCCUCCUCCACCCCCUCCCCUUGCCCCACCCCCAGACCACGACCAGCCUUAGGAAAUCCAUGGACUUUGUUGUUGGGAGGACUUAGCGGUCCUUCUCCACCCCCGUGCUGUCUCCUGACCUCAGACCUCUGCACGUGAACGCGGGGACGGGACGGGGCUGGGGCCUCUGGAGGCAGCUGUGGGGCAAGGCGGUGGCCUCCGCCCAGCCCUGUCUGUUUUAGCUGUGUUUUUCAUCUGCUUCCUCGGUUACAAAUCCCUCCCUCCUCCCGAAGCCCCUUCCCCUCUCACAACGUUUUCCUCUUUGAAGAGUCAAGUACAAUUCAGACAAACUGCUUUCUCCUGUCCACAAGCAAAAAGGAAGAGGGAAGAAAGAAGGAAAGAAAGACAGCUUCAGCUAGUAAGGCUCAAAAAAAAAGAAGAAAAAUACCAAAACCACAAGGGAAAAGAAAACCCAGUUUCUUAGGAAACGCAAAUGAUUUAUUAUCCAGAUAUUUGGAUAAGUCCUUUUUAAGAAAAAAAAAAAGAAAAUGAAAACACAACACAAAAAAAUAGAAAAUGCUUUUCUUACUGUGGGUGAGUGUGGGCAUGCUUGUGGUUCUGGCCAGGAGCCUGUGUGUGUGUGUGUGUGUGUGUGUAUCAGGGAGAGAGAGACUGAAUAGGGAACACUUUGCUGUUAAUGAUUCCAUCUUAGACUAAAUUCUAACAAGGCCUCACCUUCAGCAGUUCUACAAGGUCAGAUGAGGUGUGAGCUGUGGUCGCAUGUUUCCUUCUAAAAUCUUAAGCAGUUGCUGACUCGGUGAAGCCAAGGAGCCCUGAGGUCUGGCGUGGGGUGGGGUCCUGCCUCCCUCUCACAGACCCAGGCAGGGGCCCCAAGGCUCCUCUGGGCUCCUAGGAAUCCAGAUUAAGAGGCCCUGGGAUGGAAAAUGUAGGCAGGCAGGCCCAGCUGUGAGGCAGGGAGAAUUUCCAGUCCUGUGGUCUGAUGCCCCCUGGAGACGGGGCGUGGCCCAGAAGCGGGACCCUAGCAGAGAAAGAAGUCAGGGAUGAGAAUCCCCCACGGACACCUCUCUCCCCCACCCCAGUGUGAGGCCAGCCGGCACGCCCCCACCCAGCAGCCUCUAGACCAGAUGGGCCAGAGCAGGUGGGCAUUCUCUUAAUGCCCAGGAAUCCAGGAUCUGUCCUUUCCCAGCUUCAGUUUCUCCUUCUGUACCGAAGGAGUGGAUGAGAUGGCCUUUCUAGCUGCAGAAGCCUGAGCUUCUGGGGUCGGUGUGACUUUGAGGGACGUAUUAGCAGACAGCCCUGCGGGCAGCAUGGGAGGCUGGGAGGUGGGUGGCCUGGCUGUGCUUUACAUGCCAGACUGGAGUGGAGGAGGAAGGGUGGAGGGCUAUUUUCCCAGCUCUGGUCUCCACAGGCUCCUCCCUGCAACCGUCUGCAGUCUGGGAGAGUUUGAAGGAAGCUUUGACAGGCCGGGUUGCCAGGGUGGAGGGUCUGGAACCACCGCACCAGCCUGUUCCAGGAUGUUCCAAGGGGGUCAUCAGCGUCCCUUUUGGGUCAUCAGCCGAAAUCUUGAGCUGGCGCACACACCAUAUCAAAGGCCUCUCCUCCUUGGCACCCAGGCCAAAGCAAGUGCCAGCUCUGGGCCCUGACCCCAGGGCUUGGCCCAGCAGGUCCAUGAGCCGCUGCUGGGACCAGCCCAAGCACUUCCUGGCCUUUGAAAGUCUGGUCUCCUGGGGGGAACGCAGGUUUGAGGGCUGCAGGACCAGCCGGUGUCCCCAGCCCGGCUCCCCUGCCAUGCACUCUGGGGCUAAAGGGGAUAGUGGGGCUCUUGGCGCCCAGCAGCACCCCCUGGGGAAUGGGUUGGCUGUGGCUGGUCAGGGGCCUGCUGGGUCUGAGGGGUUCCUUUUUAUCAGGGCUGCCGGAGGGGUCAGGCCUGCGUCGGGCUUUGGCCCCUGAGGCUGAGACCAUGGCUCUUCAUCACCCCAGGGCCUGUGUGGACGUUGCUUCAGACAAAGGCAGCGAGCCUUUCCUGCCAAAAAUGCCCGUCCACUGUGGGCUCAGCCUCCCCGCUGGCGCCUCGUCUGAGGUGUGGGCCUGUGCGGCAGCUUGAGGGCAGUCUGGAGUCCAAAGACCAGCGUUCAGGCUCCAGCUUGCCAUUAAAUCUCUGUGUGACUUCGGGUAUAUGACUGUCCUCUCGGGGCCUCUUUUUUUUCCUUUUUAUACCAAGAAGGCCCCACAGCUGCUGAUGACUUCUGGGCUCUGACACACCAUUCUAGGCUUCUGACGGGAACCCUAGUGGGUAGUAGUUGACUGAGGUCUGCUGUGCCCCUCCUCCCUGCCCCACCUUCAGAAGCCUGCUUCCUCAGCACCCAGGACGGGAGCUCUUGGCGGAUGAGGCCAGCCAGCCACCCAGGUGCCAUUUCUAAUCUGAUUUCCAGAAAUUGUAUACCAGGGCCUGGAGCACACAACCAAUUGGCUUAAGCCUCCUGGGAGGGUUCAUACUGCCCAGCUUUAUAAGAAAAGCCUGGAAAGGGUUUGUGGGCUCCAUCAAUCUGCCGUGGCUGCUGUGACUGCGUCUGCAGGCUGCCCGCCUCGGGGUGGGAUGGAGGUUUCUCUGCUUCUUCAGGCCUGAGAGGCAGCCCCAUGCAGCCUGAGUCCCUUGAGAGCCGCAGAUUAAGUGCCGCUGCAGAAAUGCAGGGCCCUCACGUGGUGUUGCCGUCUCUCUCAUCUCUGGGGUGUGCUUGCCCAUGCGUGCAUGUGUGUGUGUACUUUUAUCUGUGGGCACAUCAGCGUGCCUCUCCAGGAACGUGUCCCCACCUGUGUGCACAUGUGUGCCCUCCUCGCGUCCAUGCUGGGCCAUCUGGAGGUUGGCAUGCCUGGUUUUGCCCUCUCUGAGUCCACAGGGUCAGUCAGUGUAUCUUCUACGUGCCUCUCCCUCUGCUUUCUCUUGCAGUGCAGUGCCCCGGGCUCCAGAGGGACUCCCCUCUCUCCUGGAUGAUCCAGGCCCCUCUGGUGGCCUUCCCACAGCAACCAGGCAGCUGAGCCAGGUCCCUUAGCAGCCCCUCUGAGGAGAGGUGACCAGGAGCCUGGGUGCAGGGAGCAGCUCUCCUGCAGGCCAAGAGCUGGACCAUCCGCCUGGGCUGUGGACAUGGUUAUAUGCCCGGGACUGCAGGGCUGCAGGGAUGGCCCCAAUCCCACCUCUGUUUAUUCUGUAAACUACAGCCUGUAAAUAACAUUUAGCAUUGCUAUUGUAACAAAAUUAAUUUUUAUGAAAUAAAUUAUAUUUCCUAGUCUAAUAAAAAAUUCAGGU
Hippopotamus amphibius kiboko is the source of this 6869-nucleotide messenger RNA. RefSeq names its product unc-5 netrin receptor B (gene UNC5B). Bases 649 to 3429 code for a protein of 926 amino acids. Gene Ontology annotation, biological process: netrin-activated signaling pathway; anterior/posterior axon guidance. The transcript is spliced from 18 exons. Gene Ontology annotation, cellular component: membrane. Lineage: Eukaryota; Metazoa; Chordata; Mammalia; Artiodactyla; Hippopotamidae. The record is from RefSeq and is a predicted model, not a curated record. Gene Ontology annotation, molecular function: protein binding; netrin receptor activity.